CAGGCAACCAGUGACUUAGCUCCGCCCACACCGAGCCCGAAUUCCCUGGCACCCGGGGUCUUCUCAGGCCAGCGCGGGCCAGAGAAAAGUAAGAGCUCCCUGCGCGAGCUGCAGGUCACCGGGCUGUGGCGCCCUGGGUCUCUCGGCCACCUCCGCUGACGUCCACGGGUCGCGUGCCCAGGCGGGUAGGGACCGUUACGCCCUGCUCAGACGCCAGCCUUCCCCUUGGGAGCCGGGCCGCAGCCCUCGAGGCGUUCUUCCUGUCCGCCAAGGGGACGGGACCACUAAAGGGAAGCUGUCGGCGGGGCUGUCUCCGAAGACCCCCAAACGGACCCUAGAUUACCCCUUUAGGUGUGGAACCAGUGAAGAGAUUCCAUGGACCAAUCUCCUAAAGCACUUCCCAAGGAUAAGAAGGAGAAAGAGCCUGUGGAGAAAGAACCCAUGUAUAGGGAGAGGGGCAUGAACCCCACAUCUGUGUCCCGGGGCGUCAGGACCAGAGAGGUCCGAAUUACCAAGAUCCCAAACCACUUCCAGGCGAAGAAGACAGAGAAUAUCCUGAUCUUGGUGGCCUUCUCCAUUGGACUUGGAAGCGUGUGGCGUUUCCCAUACCUGUGCCACCAGAAUGGAGGAGGCAGCUUUCUGCUGAUGUACCUCAUCCUGCUGCUGCUGAUGGGGAUCCCCCUGUUGUACAUGGAGAUGAUCAUUGGACAGUGGCUUCGGAAGGACAACAUCCAGGCCUGGAAGCAGCUGGCCCCCUGGCUAGGCGGUUUGGGCUACUCCAGCACACUGGCUUGUGUGCUGGUGAGCCUGUAUAACAGCGCUCUGAUCUCCUGGAACGUCAUGUACCUGGGCCAGUCCUUUGGUUACCCUCCACCCUGGGAACAAUGCAAGAUGCAUUCCCGUGACCAUGGGAACAUCAGUAUGACUAAGAUCCAGUGCCUUCGGACAGUGCCCUACCAGUAUUUCUGGUAUCACACAACCCUUAAUGCCUCCAGCCAGGUGGAAGAAGGGAUUGAGAUGUUGGUCCUGAACAUCACCCUGUGCCUCUUUGCCACCUGGGUCUUCCUCUAUAUCAUCCUGAUUAUUAGGAUGAGGAUCUCAGUGCUUAUGCUGAUUUUCUCCAUAUUCUUCCCCUACGUCCUCCUCUGCUGCUUCCUCAUCCGCAGUCUCUUCCUGCGAGGAGCGAUGGCUAGCCUCAGGCGCCUGGUGACCAUAGAGCUCUCUGUCUUGUCAUCGCUGGACACGUGGCGUCAGGCUGGAGGCCAUGUGCUCUACUCCCUCGGCCUUGGCAUGGGCACCAUCAUCACUUUCUCUUCCUACCAGACUAGAGGUGACAACUACAUCAAGUUGGCCUUCUUUGUGGCCAUGGCCAACCUGGUGAUGUCGUUGCUGAGCACAGCCAUCAUCUUUCUGGUGCUGGGCUUCUGGACCACAACCAGCGGGCCCAGCUGUGUUGAGAAGAGUGUCAACAAGCUGGUCGAUCUGAUAAUCAAAGGUGUGCUGUCCCAGGCUGCCUGGCCUCCCCAAGGCAUCAUUCAUAAACCUCCAGUAGAAUACAUGGACUGGAUCAGUCAGCUCCCCAGUCAGCUCCAGGCAGAUGUGGUCCGUUUCUCCCCACCCUGCAGCAUCCUGGUACAGAAGGAAAAGUUCAUGGAGGGCCCUGGCCUGGCAUACGUGGCCUUCUCUCAAGUCAUCUCGCUGUUUCCUGGCUCCUCUUUCUGGGCCAUCAUCUUUUUCAUUGCCCUUGUCAUCAUGGGUCUGGCCACACUGACAACGCUCCUGGAGAGUAUUGUGCUUCCUCUGCAGAGAAACAUCCCAACCUUCGAGAAGUAUCCCAAGCUGAUACCAGUGACUGUCUGCUUGGGAGGACUUCUGGGCAGCCUUGUCCUCUCCAGUCGUUCCGGCAGCUACGUGGUGUUCCUGUUUGAUGACCACCUGGUCCCUAUGGUCCUCGUCGUUAUUGUGGUGCUCCAGAACCUUUCUCUGGCUUUUGUCUAUGGAAUCAGGAGGUUCAGGGCUGAGAUGUUCUACCAGCUGGGCCGCCUGGUGUGGGCACCCUUCACCUUCUUGUGGACUUACGUGACCCUGCCCGCUCUGCUGGUGCUGCUCGCCAUCUACUUCCUGAAUCUCUACCACAGGAAAUCCCUCUACUACAUUUCCUGGAAUGACAGUAUGAGCCAGGAAGUGAAGCAGCCUUACCAGAAGAUAGUCCUGGGCUGGAUCACCUUCCUCAGCGUCCUGGCUCUGCUGCCCAUCCCUGUGUAUCCGCUGCAGCACUGGUGGAACCAGGACAACCAGGUCGUCUGUGAAGUCUUUAAAAAGCCUUCAUCCUCCAAAAGGACAGAAAUGGGAUCCAACAAGGUCAGCCAGCUGCCUGCAUACGCGCUAAGAAGACUCACAGUCAGAGGCCAGGACAAAGGUGGCCAGGUUCCACUCCCAAGAAAGAACCCCACAGAUGACAUCCUCCUUCAACCCCUAAACCUGUUGACAAGAAGUGACACUAAAAUUUUCUCCAGUUUCAGCCUUCGAGGUGACUCCACUGUCCCUAACAAUCCUGAGGCACCAAAGCCCACUGUCCUCCCAGCAGGUGGCCAAAGCACUGGACAGAAAGAACUGGCAUAAGGCUUCUGAAGUGGCCAUGUUAUAUGUUUUUAGUCUCUGCUGAUGCACAUCAAGCCAGUCCCUGCCCCACAGACAGCAGAAGACAGGUGUGUGGAAACCCAGUGGGAACUUCCGUGAGAGCCUCACUGGGGUUGAGCUGACAUGCCAACUCAAAGCCGGUCUUCCAGCAGUUUAGAUGCUGUGCCCAGGGCCCCCUGACUCUCUGAGAUAUGGAUACAACUUUGGUGUGCCCAGGUCGGACAGAGUGCUCCCUCUAGCCCUGCCUAGCCCUUUUGCCUGUCAACUGUAUGGACAGUGAUCUCACGUGCUGCCAAGACAGCAUUUGUGGU
Microtus oregoni (creeping vole) is the source of this 2951-nucleotide messenger RNA. RefSeq names its product orphan sodium- and chloride-dependent neurotransmitter transporter NTT5-like. The transcript is spliced from 12 exons. Gene Ontology annotation, cellular component: membrane. The record is from RefSeq and is a predicted model, not a curated record. Gene Ontology annotation, biological process: sodium ion transmembrane transport. NCBI's taxonomy places the organism in Eukaryota, Metazoa, Chordata, Mammalia, Rodentia, Cricetidae. Bases 376 to 2622 code for a protein of 748 amino acids.